UCGACUGUUCCCAUGUGGGAUGGCCCGCAUGGGAGGGACCGAUGCAUCGUCGUGGGCAACACAGGCUUGGAUUCCUUCCUACAGAGUCUAUUCUGCAAGUGACACGUAUCGACGCCUUCCCGGAUCAACAACCUACGCAGGCGAGUUGUGCGUCGUCGCAGCCAACCAGCCAUCUACAUCAUGGUCCUCAAUCGUAAACGCCGUUGCGCCAUUUCGCAGACAUUGCUUAGAGGGAGCCGGCAUACGCGCCGCAGCCGUCAUUGAGCAGUGAACGAGCGAGCGCCUAGGUUCCAAAGAGUGGUUGCGAGGGCAUCAUCAUCAUCAUCAUCAUCACCAGUCAAUGCUUGCAACAAAGUUCAGCGCCGCGUCGAUGCAACAAUGUCAAUGUCACCGCAGCGAUGGUCCAUAGGUGCCUCACGCAAGCCGGGGCAGGAAUACCCCACGGGCUCCGAAUAAUGGUGUUACGUAUAGGGAGUAUUUGCAGCGGACCGAUAUUGUCACUCCGAUCAUAUACUAGAGGCAAGCGCACAUAACACGCGGGAUAACGCUCCCACGCGUGCACCGCCCAUGAUAAAAGGCUUGAAGGAGGGCUGCCAACAUGCCACCGGUUUCUUUCUUCGUUUGAACAGCGCAACCGCCGUCUCACGCUGCGGCCUACGUACGUUUCCACUUGUUACCGAGUGUCGUGUUCCAUGCGGAUUAUCAGAACCUAACAUACCAACGCAACGUACGUCGCUUUGUACUCUACAUUCGCACGAUGCUCUUCCCCUCCAUGACCAUGCCGCUCCUUGUGGCCUUGAUGGGUGGCGCCUCCUGUGUAUCCACGGGUGGUCCGCGCGACGAGACUCCAAACGGUCUUCUGAGGACAUAUCAUCAGCAGGUCGAGGACCUACUCCGAGAAGCUACCAGCAGCACCGUCUGCUACAAAGACUACAUCGGCAGGCUCAAGGCUUCCAAGCAAAAACCGCCAAACGCCUCGCUGACAGCGGGCAUUCACGACAGUGACGCGUCAGCGAGAAGCUCAUGGGUGCACCUUGACAACGCCCGCAAGACUGCUCAGAACCCAAAAUUUGAAAGGAGCGGGCUCGUCGUCGAGGGUCUCCCUGACGUCCUGGAUACCCGGGGCAAACACCAGGGACCAUACACCGAGGCGCUCCAGCGCACGCUCAAGCAUCUCGGCGAGGCGGCAGAGCUAGCCGGCGAGGCCCACGAAACCGUGCAACGGGAGAGAGCCAACGUCCUCGACGAGCUCAAGAAGCCUCCCAAGGACCGGCGCAUUGACACGUCCAAGGCCGUGGUGCAGAUGGAGGAGCUAGAUGGGGGCGCACGAGGCCUCGUGGUGCUCGGCGUGGCCGUGGCAGGCGUGGCCGUAGCCGGGGUGAUAACGUACGCACCCUUCGUGGCGGCGCACGUGGAGACGGCGCAGGCCAUCGAAGAGCUUGACGAGGCGGUGUCAAGGACCAGGGACGUUGGGGCACGGUUCGCGUUGCAGGCAAGGUCCAACCCGCACGAGGUGGACAUUGGCAUGGCCGUGAGCCUUCGCGACAGCGCGGCCCAUGCCAGAAGGCUGCUCCAGGUCGCUGACGACAACAUUGCGGUGCAGGACAGGCUGCUCCCGCACGUCUCUGACGACCAACGGGCCGAGGCGAGCGCCGUCAUUCACGAUGCAGCGGUCCAAGUCCAAGAUGCCCGCAUGGCUAUUGACCAGCCGCGAACCUGGUACUUGUGGUUCAGGAACUACGUCCGCAGCGUUGCCUUUUGACCAGAGGCCAUGCAUGGCAGGGGAAGGGAUCUGGACGGGGCAAACGCGACGGCCAUGGACGCAUCAAGCACAAACGAGGGAGGCCUAUCCAUGGAGCGUUAGCCAGCAACGUCUUGUCUUGCAUGGCUGAUCGCGCGGCAUGAGGCGACUGUGCAAUGGAGGUAUCACGCAGAAACGAGGGAAAUCUCUAGCUGUGGAGCGGCAGUCGUGAGUGGCGGCAGCAGUUACGGCAUGGCAUCGUCGCGGUGAUGGAUGUUGAACGCAGUUUGGAUGGAAUGGAAAGGUGCAGCUCCAAGUGUGGCUUAUCGGCUGGACAGAAGAGUGAGUGUUGUUGAUG
Purpureocillium takamizusanense is the source of this 2099-nucleotide messenger RNA. RefSeq lists its product as uncharacterized. Lineage: Eukaryota; Fungi; Ascomycota; Sordariomycetes; Hypocreales; Ophiocordycipitaceae. The record is from RefSeq and is a predicted model, not a curated record. The transcript has a single exon. Bases 758 to 1762 code for a protein of 334 amino acids.